Molecule: messenger RNA, 2022 nt
Organism: Adineta ricciae
Lineage: Eukaryota; Metazoa; Rotifera; Eurotatoria; Adinetida; Adinetidae
Source: the annotation of a GenBank genome assembly
AUGGGAUUUACCAGUAAAAUUGAUGGAAAACGUAUGUUUAAGAAUGUCAAAACUAAGCAAAGAUCACUUAAUGCAAUUCAAUCGGCUAAAGACGAGAUUGCUCAACACGAUCUUCAUGCCAUCACGAAGUCCUCAUUCACAUCUAGCGACGAAGGUUCACCACGAUCGGUGAAUGUCUCCAUCAAAAAAGAAGAAGGAUCAACAAAUGAAAACGGAAACAGUUCCGUAUAUAAACCAAAACUACCAUCAGUAAUGGUACCUCCAUCAGUCUUGGCUAAACUAGAUGUCAAAGACGAUGACAAAACGCAGUCGCCCAAAGGCGAUCAAUCACCCGCCGACGCGAAUGGAACCAAUAUUGCAAGCAUGAAGAAACGCAAACGACGAUUCGGUGAUGAAACAGAACGAGUUUUUCUGCCAAACAUGCCAACGAAUAUUUCGACAAGUAAUAUGAGCGAACAACAACAGAAGAUUUAUAUCCUGCAAGUUCAAAUUGAAGAAUUAACCCGUCGUUUGAAAAUGAAUGAUUUAGGUAUUCCUGCAAAUGCGGAAGCAAGUGCCACGAAUUCUCCUUCUAACGCACCGAAUACAGGACAGAACGAUAUCGCAAGAUCGCCAUCACCUGAACCCAUCUAUGAUCAACAAGGCAAACGACAAAAUACACGCGAAGUGCGCGCCAGACGAAAACUCGAAGAUCAACGGCAUCAACUUGUCACCGAAAUGUUGGUAAUCAAUCCUGAUUACAAAGCACCUGCCGAUUAUAAGCCACAACAAGCAAAAUAUAUCGAUAAAGUCAUGAUUCCACAAGAAGACCACCCGGAGGUUAAUUUCGUUGGGCUGAUUAUUGGACCACGUGGUAAUACAUUGAAAACAUUAGAAAAAGAGACUAAUGCAAAAAUUAUCAUUAGAGGUAAAGGCUCAAUCAAAGAUGGCAAGAUGGGUCUAGUCAAAUUUGGUCCGUUACCUGGCGAAGAUGAGCCAUUGCAUGCUUAUAUCACUGGCACAUCGCCCGAGAUUGUCGCUAAAGCCGUAGAAAAAGUCAAUGAAAUAAUCAAUCAAGCUAUUGACGAACCUGAAGGCAUGAAUGAAUUACGUAAACAACAAUUAAGAGAAUUAGCUUUACUUCAUGGCACAUUGCGGGAAAAUGACUGUCUCAUUAAACUGAAAUUAAUGACUGAAGCGGAAAAGAUCGUGACAAAUACUAUAAUCUGUACAGUAUGUGGUGGAGCUGGACAUGUUUCAGGUGAUUGUAAAUUUCGUAAAAAUCCAGAUGGUACCUAUGCUGAGUUGAAUCCGGAUGGAUCUUUGAUGCUUCCUGGAACCAAUCGUGUUGAACAGCAGAAACUUGAUUGCGAAUACCAAUCGUUAAUUAACGAAUUAACAGGUAAAAAGGACUCGGAUGCAAAUGGCUUGUCGUUGGAGGAUCGAAAGGGCUUAAUGAGCGGAUCAAGAACAAGUGGACCAACGUUGGCAAUUGCAGGCGCGACGACCGGAGCAAAUAAUACACUUCCGACACAGACAUCCUUCAAUAACACAUCCAAUAAUCUCAGUAAUGGUUAUAAUCCACCAUCCUUGAUGUCGAUCAAUCCCAGUUCGAAUUCAUCGAAUUCUUCACAGCCUCCACUACCACCUUCAUCAUCAUCAUCAUUGACAUCGUCGUCGUCGUCAUCAACAUCAAGUUACUGGAGUAACACUGGUCCUCGAUAUAAUAACAAUGACGUCUUCGACGGUCAUUAUCUCCUUCGACGAAAUAAUCGUAACAAUAACUAUUCAUCGUACAUUGAAGGCGAUUCAUAUCGUGCACAACAUAUUCCAGCAUUGAUGGAGAAUGGGGGAGGUAAUAAUAACACGAACUCGUCAUCAUCGUGGUCCAAUCCUCAACAACAGCAGUGGAGUCAAUGGAAUCAGUACAACACCAUGUAUUAUCAAAGCGUUUACCAACAGCAACAAUAUUACCAAAAUAACAACAGCGGUUUUGUGCCACCUUUACCGAAAAGUGCUCCACCACCGCCGCCUCCACAUUAA